AGAGAGAGAGAGGGCCGUGAGAGUCCCCCGUGUGAACUUAAAUAAAUCAUAAAAGCAUAAAGUUUUUAAGGUGAUUCGUCAGUUUCAAUUACGGGAGAGUCGAAGUGUGAAUGCACACGAGGUGCCGGAGCAGAGUUAGCUUUAUUGCCCGAGUUGCAGAGUGAGUGUAGAGCGAAAGAGACCAUCGGAAGAGCGCUACAUGUACGCGCGAUAAAACAAGGUGCAAAGAAGGCAAAUUGUUGUUUGAAAUUGAAACCCCAGUGGCGGCAGCAUAAUCCUGUCUGGUUGGUUGCAAUCGGCCAUUCGGUUCAGUCUGUUCUGUGGCUCCGCUCGUGUCGCGUGCUUUUAGUGGUAUGCUCCUCCCAUCGCAUCGGUGUAAAGCAUAGAUAGUCUAGAGACUUGUUCUGAAGAGGGUGAUUUUGAAUUGGCGUGUUGGUGGAAGUUUAGAAUUUGAAAUUGGUGUGUUUAGUGGUGAUUGAUAAGAGUGCUGAAUAUUUCAAGUGACUGUGUUGAACUUUCCAAAAAGUAGCCACCAUUUUUCCCUUCGACAUCUUCAACCUAUACUCCGCCGAUCUGGAGCAACGGAGCACCUCGCUAAGCCUGGAGGCAAACUGCCUUAAAAGGCGAAAAUGUAACAGCGACAUGGAGCGAGAACGUGAUCGAGAUCGUGACCGCGAGCGGGCAGAACGGGCCUCCGUCGGUGGAGAACGCGAUGUGAAACCUUCGCUGGAGCCGCGGGACCUUUCCGCAACGAGGCUGUUUUCCGCGACGCAAAUCAAAAUUAGCACUUCACCCACCACGUCACCGACGAUUUCCAACUCGUCCUCACCGACGCCGACGCCGCCGAUACCGGCCGUCUCGCCUGCCGUCACCGGUGUGGGCAGUGGAUAUCAUCACUCGAACCACAAGCAGAUUACAGGGAUCCCUUGCGUGGCCGCCGCUUCCAAGUACACAGCUCCGGUACACAUCGACGUCGGCGGAACGAUCUAUACCAGUUCGCUGGAAACGUUGACAAAAUACCCGGAUUCCAGGCUUGCGAAAUUGUUCAACGGCUGCAUCCCGAUCGUACUGGACUCACUCAAACAGCACUACUUCAUCGACCGCGAUGGCGGCAUGUUUCGGCACAUUCUCAACUUUAUGCGCAACUCCAAGCUUCUGGUGGCGGAUGAUUUCCCCGAUCUCGAACUCCUGCUAGAGGAAGCCAAAUAUUUCGAUAUUGUUCCUAUGAUCAAACAGAUCGAUCAGAUAAAGAAGGAACGAGCACGCAGUGGGAACGGGCUGCCUCCGUUCGGGAGUAGUCGACAAAGAAGCAAAUCCGGCUCACCGCACGAUGCUAACCACGACGUAGUUGCGCUACACAUCUCACCGGAUCUGGGCGAACGGAUUCUGAUCUCAGCCGAACGUUCGAUCCUGGAUGAAGUUUUCCCCGAGACCAAUCAAGCCAUACUGGACGCUCGAACCGGCGCUGCUUGGAAUCAGUUCGACGGCAGACAGGUCAUUCGAUUCCCGCUAAAUGGCUAUUGUAAACUGAACUCGAUCCAGGUGCUGACCCGGCUACUGAACGCUGGUUUCAGCGUGGAGGCCAGCACUGGCGGAGGAGUCGAGACGCAGCAGUUCUCCGAGUAUCUACUAAUCCGUAAAAGUUCAAUGUGAUAAUCUAAGUUAAACUGAAAGGGAGAUAAUGCUCAAAGGAACUUUCAAACUGAACUGUAUGUUUGGAACAUGUUUUAGCUAACUUUUAGCAAGCAGCGCUUAUUUUUAUUUAUUCUACUUGUAACAGUCGAAUGAUGGGAAGAGAAAAUGAACUAUGUCCAUUUUAAUGUAGUAUCAAGUGAAAUAAAUUAUCAAGACAAAAAAAAA
Molecule: messenger RNA, 1860 nt
Organism: Ochlerotatus camptorhynchus
Lineage: Eukaryota; Metazoa; Arthropoda; Insecta; Diptera; Culicidae
Gene: twz
Product: BTB/POZ domain-containing protein twz
Exons: 4
Coding region: 643-1653 (336 amino acids)
Biological process (GO): protein homooligomerization
Molecular function (GO): protein binding
Source: RefSeq, a predicted model, not a curated record